Xiphophorus couchianus (Monterrey platyfish) is the source of this 3219-nucleotide messenger RNA. Its product is annotated as NLR family CARD domain-containing protein 3-like. NCBI's taxonomy places the organism in Eukaryota, Metazoa, Chordata, Actinopteri, Cyprinodontiformes, Poeciliidae. The record is from RefSeq and is a predicted model, not a curated record. The transcript is spliced from 13 exons. Gene Ontology annotation, molecular function: protein binding. Bases 295 to 3219 code for a protein of 974 amino acids.
UGUAGUUCUGUUGGGUCUCAGUCUGUUGUUCAGAUGUUCUUCUUCAACUCUUUGGAUCGUUUGAACAAACUUGAACUUCUCUCCUUCCUCAUGAAGAUUUUAUCAACCUGCCUCUGAUUUUACAGCAAACCUUCUGCUGCUCUGAAAGAAGAAACUACAAACCAGGUGUGGCAUUAGUCUGGUUCUACUGCGGUUCUGUUGGGUCUCAGUCAGAUGUUCUUCUUCAACUCUUUCAAUCGUUUGAACAAACUGUGAAGGUAGAAAGUGUGUGUGAGCUGAUGUGAAUUCAGCAGCAUGGAUCAGUUUGAGGACAGAGAGGAGGGAGUCCCUCCCUCUAAAACCACACUGUGUGGGGAAGAUGAGAGCCAGAGCAAAGGUCAGAGGAUCCAUCAGAGACUCAAACCAGAACCAGAAUCAGAACCAGAACCCAGCUGUGUGUCCUUUAAGAGCGACAGGUCAAUGGAUGCAUUCAUUGGCUUUAAAUCUUCUGGAUCUCCACCAUCAGAGAGAGUGGACCAGCAGAGCUCAGAGGUUCAUAGAGGUCUGUCUACACCACAGCAUCAAACACAGCUGGACUCCACAUUUAUGAUGCUGGAGGACAGCAUUGUUACUUUUGUGAAGAACGAGUUGAACAAGCUCAAGAAAGUUCUGAGUCAAGAUUACCCAGAAUGUUCAGAGAGUCAGAUAGAAGAUGAUGAUGAGGUGUUGGAAGAUGAGGGAGAAGAGCAGAUGAGGAUCAGCAGAGAGGCAGUGAUGAAGAUCACACUGAACUUCCUGAAGAGGAUGAAGCAGGAGGAGCUGGCUGACCGUCUGAAGAACAAACAUCUUGCUGCAGUUUUUCAACAUCAACUUAAAUCUGGUCUGAAGAAAAAGUUCCAGUCUGUGUUUGAGGGGAUUGCUAAAGCAGGAAGUCCAACCCUUCUGAACCAGAUCUACACAGAGCUCUACAUCACAGAGGGAGGGACUGGAGAGGUCAAUGAUGAACAUGAGGUCAGACAGAUUGAAACAGCAUCCAGGAAAACACACAGACCAGAAACAACAAUCAAAAGAGAAGACAUCUUUAAAGUCCCACCUGGAAGAGCUCAACCAAUCAGAACAAUGAUGACAAAGGGAGUGGCUGGCAUUGGGAAAACAGUCCUAACACAGAAGUUCACUCUGGACUGGGCUGAAGACAAAGCCCACCAGAACAUCCAGUUCAUAUUUCCACUCACAUUCAGAGAGCUGAAUGUGCUGAAGGAGAAAAAGUUCAGCUUGGUGGAACUUGUUCAUCACUUCUUUCCUGAAACCAAAGAAAUCUGCAGCUUUGAACACUUCCAGGUUCUGUUCAUCUUUGAUGGCCUGGAUGAGAGUCGACUUCCUCUGGACUUCCACAACAAGGAGAUCCUGACUGAUGCUACAGAGUCCACCUCAGUGGACGUUCUGCUGACAAACCUCAUCAGGGGGAAACUGCUUCCUUCUGCUCUGGUCUGGAUAACCACACGACCUGCAGCAGCCAAUCAGAUGCCUCCUCAGUGUGUUGGCAUGGUGACAGAGGUCAGAGGGUUCAAUGACCCACAGAAGGAGGAGUACUUCAGGAAGAGAUUCAGAGAUAAGCAGCAGGCCAGCAGGAUCAUCUCCCAUAUAAAGACAUCACAAAGCCUCCACAUCAUGUGCCACAUCCCAGUCUUCUGCUGGAUCACUGCUACAGUUCUGGAGGAUGAAUUGGAGACCAGAGAGAGAGAAAAGCUGCCCAGCACCCUGACUGAUAUGUACAUCCACUCCCUGGUUGUUCAGAACAAAGUGAAGAAGGUCAAGUAUGAUGGAGGAGCUGAAACAGAUCCACACUGGAGUCCAGAAAGCAGGAAGAUGAUUGGGUCUCUGGGAAAACUGGCUUUUGAUCAGCUGCAGAAAGGAAACCUGAUCUUCUAUGAAUCAGACCUGACAGAGUGUGGCAUCGAUAUCAGAGCAGCCUCAGUGUUCUCAGGAGUGUUCACACAGAUCUUUAAAGAGGAGAGAGGUCUGUACCAGGACAAGGUGUUCUGCUUUGUCCAUCUGAGUGUUCAGGAGUUUCUGGCUGCUCUUCAUGUUCAUCUGACCUUCCUCAACUCUGGAGUCAACCUGAUGGAAGAAACACAAACAUCUUCAUUACCUAAUAACCUUAGCAUAAAGUCUCUACAUCAGAGAGCUGUUGACCAGGCCUUACAGAGUCCUAAUGGACACCUGGACUUGUUCCUCCGUUUCCUUCUGGGACUUUCGCUGCAGUCCAAUCAGAGACUCCUACAAGGUCUGCUGACAGAGACAGGAAGUAGCACAGACACCAAUCAAAAAACAGUUAAAUACAUCAAGAAGAAGAUCAGUAAGAAUGUGUCUGCAGAGAAAAGCAUCAAUCUGUUCCACUGUCUGAAUGAACUGAAUGAUCGUUCUCUAGUGGAGGAAAUCCAACAGUCUCUGAGUUCAGGAAGUCUCUCCACAGAUAAACUGUCUCCUGCUCAGUGGUCAGCUCUGGGUUUCAUCUUAGUGUCAUCAGGAAAAGAUCUGGAUGUGUUUGUCCUGAAGAAAUACUCUGCUUCAGAGGAGGUUCUUCUGAGGCUUCUGCCAGUGGUUAAAGCCUCCAACAAAGCUCUACUGAGUGACUGUAACCUCUCAGAGAGAAGCUGUGAAGCUCUGUCCUCAGUUCUCAGCUCCCAGUCCUCCAGUCUCAGAGAACUGGACCUGAGUAUCAACAACCUGCAGGAUUCAGGAGUGGAGCUUCUCUCUGCUGGACUGAAGAGUCCAAACUGCAACCUGGAAACUCUCAGACUGAGUGGCUGUAACCUCUCAGAGAGAAGCUGUGAAGCUCUGUCCUCAGUUCUCAGCUCCCAGUCCUCCAGUCUCAGAGAACUGGACCUGAGUAACAACAACCUGCAGGAUUCAGGAGUGAAGCUUCUCUCUGCUGGACUGAAGAGUCCAAACUGCAACCUGGAAACUCUCAGCUUAUCAGGCUGUUUGGUCUCAGAGGAAGGCUGUGCUUCUCUGGCCUCAGCUCUGACCUCCAACCCCUCCCAUGUUCCGGAUACCUUGGUAAUCUCAUUAGUCAACCGGUCAUCUGCCGUGCCACCAGCCGGCCAGCCAAGGCCUCGGCUCAGCACCCUGAAGACUACCCUGAGCUUUGCCCCGAGCCGACCAUCCAAGCUCAUGGCGAUUCUCAGCUUGCAUGGCUUCUGCCAGUGUCCGAGCACCAAAGAACUUCAUGCCAAAUAA